AUGUCCAAGGGUUUUAUCGACAAACUUCGUAUCUUUGUCAGAGCUGGUAGUGGGGCUGCAGGUAGUCCACCAAUUAAAGGCCGGGGAGGAAAUGGUGGGAGUGUAUUUCUAGAAGCCGAUGAAAAUCAAACACUCCAAAAUCUGUUUAUGGCUAACCCGACGAAACGUUUCAUGGCUGGACAUGGAACAGAGGCAAGUAAACGUCGUGGUUUAGUUGCUGGUCUAGAUGGUGAAGACUUGACUAUUCGUGUUCCUGCUGGAAUAACUGUAUUGUUUGGAGGUCAAGGGACAUCAUCAUCUAGUGGAUCAGAACAACGAAUACUUGGAAAUUUGGAUCAAGUCGGUCAAAAAUUACUUGUAGCACAAGGUGGUAUUGGUGGUUUUCACCAGAAUGGGUAUAUUGGCUCACCGGGUCAAGCUCACAGUAUCGUCUUAGACUUAAAGCUUAUGGCUGAUUUCAGUUUGAUUGGAUUUCCUAACGCUGGUAAAUCCAGUUUAUUAAAAGCUUUAUCUGGUGCACCUGCAAAAAUUGCCAGUUAUCCUUUCACUACGAUCAAACCACAAGUUGCCAAAUGCAUAUACUCAGAUCAUCGUAAGAUAAGUAUAGCAGAUUUACCAGGUCUUGCUGAUAUUUAUGCUCAUUAUGAUACACAAAUAAAUCAAAAUAAUAAUGAUCAAUCUAAUUCAAAUGUAUCUUUACCAAGUUUAAAACAUACAAACUUUUUAAAACAUGUUGAACGUAGUUCAUGCAUACUUCUUGUAUUAGAUUCACUUGGUUUUUGUAAAGAUCAAUUUAGUUCUAAACGUAAUGCAUUAGCUGUUGCUUAUUUAGUUUUAAAUCAGAUGGAACGAUGGUCUAAUGGUUUACUUCUUGAAAAACCAAUGGCUUGUAUUUUGAAUAAAAUUGAUACUACCGGUGCAAUGGAUGAAGCUUUAGAAACAAAAUAUUGGCUUGAACGUAUGGAUUCAUCUGAAGCAAAACAACAUUCACAACUUCCUCCAAAGUUGUUACCUAGUCUGACACCGAAAUUUGAAUCGAUCGAACUGGUCUCUGCUUUGCGUCACACAAAUAUUCCAGAAUUGAAAGAGUCAUUGCGCAACUGGCUUGAUCAAAUUGAAUUAAGAAAGCGUAAAGACAACACAACUGUACAAAUAAAAUCACAACAAACGAAAGAAAAAAGAUUCUUAAGUGACAUCCAACCAACUUACUACUAA
Molecule: messenger RNA, 1215 nt
Organism: Schistosoma margrebowiei
Lineage: Eukaryota; Metazoa; Platyhelminthes; Trematoda; Strigeidida; Schistosomatidae
Source: the annotation of a GenBank genome assembly